This is a messenger RNA of Fusarium sp. VM40, 1563 nucleotides long. NCBI's taxonomy places the organism in Eukaryota, Fungi, Ascomycota, Sordariomycetes, Hypocreales, Nectriaceae. The record is from the annotation of a GenBank genome assembly.
AUGCGACCGACAACAGCAUGUUUGGAAUGUAGGAGCGGAAAGCGCAGAUGCGAUCGAGCGGGUGACUCGGCUUGUCUACAAUGCAUCUCUCGAAACUUACGAUGCUCAGCCGCUGCCGCUCCCAAACAGCCACUGCCAACAAAGACGUCCCUUCCUCCCGUUCUUUCGCCUCAUACAUCCAAUGAGCACACCUACUUGGUAGACCUUUACUUCAUCUUCCUACACGACAAACCGCACACGCUGUUUCAUGAGCCCACGUUCAAGGCAAGCGUUGCUGAAGGGACUGUUUCUCAGCCAGUUCUCCUCGCUAUGAUGGGCAUGUCAGCAAGGUUUGCCACACAGCCAGAAGUUGUUGCGCUUGGCGUUGUGUAUCGGAAAAAGGCAUGUGCAGCACUAAAGGAUGACCUUGAAAACAUAUGUAUCGAGAACGUGCAAGCCUGCAUAUUGGUUGGAAAUAACUUCUUCGGAGAUGGCGAUGCAGAUGCUGAAUCGUUGUACUUUGGAUUGGCUAGUCGAAUGACUCAGAUUCUAAAACUCGGAUCCUACGAUGAGAUGGACGACGGUGUUACACGCGAAGUCAAAAGACGAAUAUUCUGGACGUGCUUCAUAAUUGACACAUGGGCCAGUGGAGGCUCCAACUUGUCACGGCAGUUCAAGUGGCAAGCGAACCAACCACGAGCGCCAAUGGACGAAUAUGUCUUUUUCAACAUGAAAAAAGGAGAUGCUGACAUUGAAGACUCCGAAUGGAAGCCUGGACUGUGGGCUUACAUGGUCAAGCUUGUCGAGAUAUACACCCAGAUACAACAUCUCCACCAAGAUCUUGCGGACACGGUUGAUUGGGACGAGCAUUCGAUAGAGGAAACGGUACAACGUCUUGAGGCUGAGCUUGGGGCUUUCGAAGAGACUGUUGGUCCAGGCCUGAUGUUCACAAGGGAGAACCUGGAAGUAUUUAUCGGUCGUGGCUUGGGUCGUGUGUUUGUGGCCUUCCACCUUGGCUACCACCAUUACUACACAUUAUUGUUCUACCAUUAUCUGGACCACCGAAGACCGCCUACGAGAAACGGAAAGAAGUAUGCAGACUCUUGCAAAGCACAUGCUUCUACGGUUUGCGACAUCCUGAAGGCUUCCCGAGAAGUUCCCGGCGCUGAAGCAUUGUACAAUAUUGUUGGACAUGUCACUAUUGUAUCGUCGUCUGUACUGCUUCAUACCUAUCUUUUUGGAGAGUCACAUGAAUUUGAAGAUUCUCGGGAACGACUUGGAUCAAACCUCGAGUCGUUGGUACAGCUCCGAAGUUAUUGGCCUAGUGUUGAGAGGAUGAUUGGUCGACUGGUGGUAUUCCAGAAGCAUUGUAUGAGAUCGAUAAGCACAGAGUCAUAUCGAUUUGACAAGUGGAUGGUCAAGUUUCUGAUCGCUCACGCCCUGGAGCUCGAGGACAAGGUUGACGAUAGUUGGGAUGGGUCUCACGCCGGUUCAACGGGUGGAGAUGUGAAUUUGGAACGAGGCCGAAUUACUCAAGCCAUGAUUAUGGACAUCCAAAAUUAUGGCUUUGACGGUGAAGGCUGA